AUGGGUUUUAAAGACGCAAUUAUAAAGUUACGUGAACCCGCCCCACAAUAUGUACUGGGAUGUCUCCCAGCAAUCGCGACUGUGGGGACGACCCCUUACGAAGGUUUAAUCACCAAAGUGUUAUGGAUACUUCGGUGCCUCGGGUCGCCCUUUUGCGGCCUUAUGUACUUUUGCGCCGUAGGCCAUGAUCCAAUUGCUAUGUGCGUGUAUUGGUUACCGCAUACCAGUUUCAAGAUGGUUAAGGAUCGGGCUGCGUUCAACGAAGAAGGAGAUGACUAUGACUAUGAACCCAUACCAUAUAGAGUUUUCGGAUACCAUGCCCGAGAGUUAGUUCUUACGAAUGAACAGAGGAGUCUAUUGAAGGGUUGUAUUGCCGAGGCAUCAGCGCUUGAUAGACUGGCGUCCGUCGCGUCAGCAUAUCAUAUUAUAGUUGGCAUAUUUUCCGGGAUAUCGCGAAUCGUCGGGCAAUGCAUAGAGCAGGAUUGGCCCCACAUUCCCAUGUCUCUUGCUUGGAUAUUACCUGCAAUUUACGUGCGGGUAAUAUAUGGGAAAGUGGUCUUCAUUGAUCCCCGUAAGAAAAUCAAAGAUCUAAUAAUAGUAAAACAACCCGAUCCACGUAAAGGGAGGAUUAUAUCUACUUAUGUUACACUCAUUGCCCUAUUAACUAUAAUAUCCCCUUGGACUUCUGUAAUCUUUGCGUACUUUACUCCUCCAGUGGGAUUUCACUGUCGCAGUCGGUUUUUAUCGAUCAUCUGCUCGAUAUGGUCCUUAAAUUCCGUCGUGGCUUUUCUUUCCCACAUCAAGGGAGAAAAAACAGCGGAAUGUGGUAAAAAGCGGAACAUAUUAUUUUGCUUUUCGGGUUUUGUUAUAAUAUUGCUUUUUGCCUUUCUGGGCGUAUUAUCGGACCAGUCAACGCUCUGGGUCGACUUAUUCGGAAAAUCUUGCGAUAUAUCGGGCGUAUGUGCUAAAUCUGGAUGA
Acaulospora morrowiae is the source of this 978-nucleotide messenger RNA. The record is from the annotation of a GenBank genome assembly. Lineage: Eukaryota; Fungi; Glomeromycota; Glomeromycetes; Diversisporales; Acaulosporaceae.